Messenger RNA from Camelina sativa (false flax), 1431 nucleotides. The record is from RefSeq and is a predicted model, not a curated record. Lineage: Eukaryota; Viridiplantae; Streptophyta; Magnoliopsida; Brassicales; Brassicaceae.
AUGGUAACGAGCUUACCGUCUCUGAAUGUAACUUCAAUCCCAUCUCCGUCGUCACCGGUACCUUCUCUCCGACGACCUCACAUUGUUUCCCGCCAAAACACUCCUCCUGCCUUUUCUUUUAAAGCUGACUCUCAGCGCCUUAGCUCCUCUCCUUCUUUACAUUCAUCUCUGUUCUCACCGUUUCGUUACCGAAGCGAGAGAUUUCUCAGACAAGAUUCGAUCCGAUCAGUUACAGUAAGAUCGCAGUUAAGCACGCCUCUCAUUUCUCCCAUCGAUGAAUGGGGAAUGUGGACUGCUCUCUUCGCCACUGGAGCUUUCGGUAUUUGCCUAUUUGUUGGUUUUGAGUUUGACAGGUCGGAAAAGACAAAAAUAGGAAGUGCGAUGAGCGGUGCACUAGUGAGCACUCUAAUAGGACUAGCAGCUAGAAAUUUAGGGAUCAUUUCUUCAGAAGCUCCUGCUUUCUCUGUAAUGAUGAACUUCUUGCUCCCGUUAGCUGUUCCUCUGCUUUUGUUUAGAGCAGAUCUGCGCCGUGUGAUUCAAUCUACUGGAAAACUUCUCUUUGCUUUUCUCAUCGGAUCAUUUGCUACAACGGUUGGGACUGUUUUGGCUUACUUAAUCGUACCGAUGAAGUCGCUUGGUUCUGAUAGUUGGAAAAUAGCAGCUGCUCUUAUGGGAAGACAUAUUGGUGGAGCUGGAAACUACAUUGCAAUAGCGAAAGCUCUAGAUGUAUCUCCUUCAGUGAUAGCUGCUGGACUUGCUGCUGAUAGUGUUAUAUGCGCGUUAUAUUUCAUGUCAUUUUUUGCUUUAGCCUCUAAAAUACCUGCUGAAUUUGCACCACCAGAAAGUACUAGUGAUGAUGGUGUGAUUGUUAACAAAAACAGAGACAAAAUUACUGUGAUACAAAUGGCUACAGGAAUAGUUGUUUCCUUAGCUAUAUGCAAAGUUGCAACUGUUUUCACAACGUGGUUUGGGAUUUCGGGCGGUAGCUUACCAGCGAUAACUGCUAUAGUUGUUGUUUUAGCAACUAUAUUUCCGUCUCAAUUCGACCAUCUCGCACCAUCUGGAGAAGCAAUGGCUCUAGUUCUGAUGCAGGUGUUCUUUGCAGUGUUGGGAGCAAGUGGAAACAUAAGGAGUGUAUUAAGCACAGCUCCAAGCAUAUUUAUGUUUGCUUUGUUACAAAUAGUGAUACAUCUUGGGGUGCUACUAGGAAUAGGGAAGGUGAUGAAGAUAGAGCUACGGCUUUUGCUUCUUGCAUCAAACGCAAAUAUUGGUGGACCAACAACUGCUGCGGGAAUGGCUACGGAAAAGGGAUGGAGCUCUUUGAUAGUUCCCGGGAUUCUUGUCGGAAUAUUUGGGAUCGCCAUUGCAACUUUCCUAGGGAUUGUAUUUGGGGUUAAAGUCCUCAAGUUAAUGUGAUGUUUUAACUUUCAA